GGGGCCGGAUUUGAACCGGGCGGCGGGGAAGCGGUGGCCGCGCACCGCCAUGGCUAAGCAGCAAGGCCGGGAGCAGCAGGGCAUCACCCUGCGGGGCAGCGCCGAGAUCGUCGCCGAAUUUUUCUCCUAUGGAAUCAACAGCAUCCUCUACCAGCGUGGCAUCUACCCCCCCGAGACCUUCACCCGCGUCCAGAAGUACGGGCUCACCCUCCUGGUCACCACCGACCCCGAGCUGAAGAACUACCUGAACAACGUGGUGGAGCAGAUGAAAGAGUGGCUGUACAAGUGCACGGUGCAGCGCCUGGUGGUGGUCAUCUCCAGCAUCGAAAGCAGUGAGGUCCUAGAGCGGUGGCAGUUUGACAUCGAGUGCGACAAAACCGCCAAGGAGGAGAGUGCACCGCGAGAAAAAUCUCAGAAAGCUAUUCAGGAUGAAAUCCGAUCUGUUAUCAGACAAAUAACUGCCACAGUAACUUUUCUGCCACUGUUGGAAGCUGCCUGUGCCUUUGACUUGCUGGUAUAUACAGAUAAAGAUUUGGUAGUGCCAGAGAAGUGGGAAGAGUCAGGACCACAAUUUGUAGCCAAUUCAGAAGAGGUUCGUCUUCGUUCCUUCACUACUACCAUCCACAAAGUAAACAGUAUGGUGGCUUACAAAAAGGAUUCCUUCCCCUAAGACAUGGAGGGGGGCGGCAUUUGUAUAUAUCCUCUCACCCUGUAUAGUUUGUUAAUAGCGCAGCUAAGCCAUGAACAUGUCAUUACUGUUGCUCUUGCUGAAGUAUAAUACAGAAAAAAAGGCAAUGUGUUUGUCUGUGAUAACGUGGUGUAACACUAGACUAAGGAGGCAUUGUUUUUAAAACUGUAUGAGCUAAUCUAAUGGUGUGUUGAACUACCACAUUCACUAGAAAAACUGCCAAAAUCUAGGAUUACCUGCCAGAAUUAUUUUCAGAUCCUGUUAUUUAGUAUUUUAAGAUUAUAAUAAACUACAUUCUAUUGAGAGGCUUAAGUUCUCUCUGGCACUAAAAAAAAAUAAUAAUCUCAUUUCCAACAUGCCCAUUCUUUGUUAAAAGCCUGGGCUGUUUUGAGAACCUACCCCAAAAUGAAUUAACAGCACAAUUCUGAAGUUACUUGUACCUCUUUAAGAUGAAAGCAGCUGUCUUACAAUGAAAAUCUUAAAUAUGCGAAGCCUUGUAUAUUAAUGACUGCUAGGCUUGAUUCUGGGGACAGUGAAGUCAGUUUGUCUAGUGUUUGUCAAGCAUUUUCUAUGUAUCAUUUUAUAGAUUAAAGGUUGAAAUUGUAUAGUGUUCUAAGUCAGAGCGUGUAUAAUGCUUUGAGAUGGUUUUAUAAAUCUUUUUUUCUAACUCGCAGAACACCCUCAGGGCAUCCUACUUUAUUGUUACUUUAACUGUGUCCUCCAAGUCUCAAAACACGCAUUGUGGAGUCAAUAUGAAAUCCAUUCAUGGAUUAAUAGCUUAUGUCCACUUAAGUCUUCAAGUAACAGUACAAAUGGUCACAGUGCUUUCCAUAUUUGUUAAAUAUACACAGGACUAACCUGCUUUUGUACUCGAAGUUAGGGAUUUAAAAGUGUGUCUAUAAAACUUUCAGGCUCUUCCAUUUUUUGCUCAUUUCCUUCACCAAAUUCACUUCAGCCAGAGUAUUUUAACUUUUCCCGCUCUUCUAGAGAGAUACACAAUUCUUCCUGUUAAUUUCAAAUGUUUAUUU
Messenger RNA from Falco peregrinus (peregrine falcon), 1716 nucleotides. RefSeq names its product mitotic arrest deficient 2 like 1 (gene MAD2L1). Lineage: Eukaryota; Metazoa; Chordata; Aves; Falconiformes; Falconidae. Bases 50 to 670 code for a protein of 206 amino acids. Gene Ontology annotation, cellular component: cytoplasm; nucleoplasm; kinetochore. The record is from RefSeq and is a predicted model, not a curated record. The transcript has 5 exons. Gene Ontology annotation, biological process: mitotic spindle assembly checkpoint signaling.